Messenger RNA from Melopsittacus undulatus (budgerigar), 1794 nucleotides. RefSeq names its product sodium/glucose cotransporter 2-like. Gene Ontology annotation, biological process: transmembrane transport; sodium ion transport. Gene Ontology annotation, molecular function: D-glucose:sodium symporter activity. NCBI's taxonomy places the organism in Eukaryota, Metazoa, Chordata, Aves, Psittaciformes, Psittaculidae. Gene Ontology annotation, cellular component: plasma membrane. Bases 1 to 1794 code for a protein of 597 amino acids. The transcript has 15 exons. The record is from RefSeq and is a predicted model, not a curated record.
AUGGAGCCGGUGCCUGGAGUCAGUGCCUGGGACUUGGGGGUCAUCGGGGGAUACUUCAUGGUCAUCCUCAUUGUGGGGCUGUGGUCUCUCCGCAAGGGCUCCCGUGGAACCGUCUCAGGCUAUUUCCUGGCUGGAAGAAGCAUGAGCUGGGCCCCUGUUGGUGCCUCUCUCUUCGCCAGCAAUAUUGGCUCCGGUCACUUUGUGGGUCUGGCCGGGACUGGGGCAGCCGGAGGCAUCGCAGUGGGAGGCUUCGAAUGGAGUGGCAUGUUCAUUGUGCUGCUGCUGGGCUGGGUGUUCGUCCCCAUCUACCUGCGGGCAGGGGUCUCCACUAUGCCUCAGUACCUUCAGCUCCGCUUUGGGGGUCGUCGCCUUCGUCUCCUCCUGUCCCUGCUCUCCCUGGGCCUCUACAUCAGCACCAAGAUCUCGGUAGACAUGUUCUCCGGUGCCCUCUUCAUCCGCGAGGCUCUGGGCUGGGACCUUUACCCCUCGGUGGGGGCUCUGCUGGCAGUGACUGCGCUCUACACAGUCACCGGGGGGCUGACCGCUCUGAUGUACGCGGACCUGGUGCAGACCCUGCUCAUUGUGGGCGGGGCCUCAGUGCUGGCUGGAUACGCCCUGUCCGCCGUGGGUGGUCUCCCCGGUCUCCGCGCUCGCUACCCAUUGGCUGCGGCGCACAACGUGACCGCCCCCUGCCGGCUGCCACGUGACGAUGCCUUCCGCCUGCUGCGCGGUCCUAGUGCCGACCUGCCCUGGCCGGGGCUGGUGCUGGGGCUGGGGGUGCUGGCGGCCUGGUACUGGUGUACGGACCAGGUGAUCGUGCAGCGCUGUCUGGCUGCUCGCUCCUUGGCUCACGUCAGAGCCGGAUGUGUCCUCUGCGGGUACCUGAAGGUGCUGCCAAUGUUCCUGAUGGUGCUGCCGGGGAUGGCGGCGAGGGUCCUGUUCCCUGAGGUCGUGGGGUGCGCGGACCCCCAAAGCUGCCUCCAGGCCUGUGGGUCCCCAUCCGGCUGCUCCAAUGUGGCCUAUCCCCGGCUGGUGCUGAGCCUGCUGCCCCCAGGGCUCCGUGGUCUGAUGCUCGCCGUGGUCCUCGCUGCCCUCAUGUCCUCCUUGGCCUCCAUCUUCUCCAGUGCUGGGACCCUCUUCACCCUCGACAUCUACAAGCACCUCCGGCCCCAAGCUGGGCCCAGGCACCUGCUCAUGGUCGGGAGGUUAUGGGUCCUGGUGCUUGUGGGGCUGAGCCUGGCCUGGCUGCCGGUGGUAGAGGCCGCGCGGGGGGGGCAGCUCUUUGACUACAUCCAGGCCAUGGGCAGUUACGUGGCCCCCCCCGUUGCUGCCGUCUUCGUCCUGGCCAUCUUCUGCCCCCGCGUCAAUGAGCCCGGCGCGUUCUGGGGCCUGCUGGGGGGCCUCGCCGUGGGGCUGUCCCGCCUGGUGCCGGAGGUGGCGCUGGGGGGGGGGGGCAGCUGUGGGGCAGUUGGGGGGUGCCCCACAUGGAUCUGUGGCCUCCAUUACCUUCACUUUGGGGCCCUCCUGUUCCUGCUGACUGCGAUGGGGGUGAUGGGGGUGUCAUGGGGGUACCCCCCCAUAAACAGGGACCACCUCCAUCGCUUGGUCUUCAGCCUCCGCCAUAGCCGAGAGCCUCGAAUUGACCUGGAGCCAACGGAGCCCAAGGGGGGGAACCUGCAGCUGCAGGGUGAGCGACCCACAAGUCCUGAAGACCCCGUAUGGAAGCGGGUGGUGAACGUCAAUGCACUCAUCCUUAUGGCAGUGGCUGUCUUCCUAUGGGGCUACUUUGCAUAG